This is a messenger RNA of Selaginella moellendorffii, 1238 nucleotides long. Its product is annotated as serine acetyltransferase 5. Lineage: Eukaryota; Viridiplantae; Streptophyta; Lycopodiopsida; Selaginellales; Selaginellaceae. The transcript has a single exon. The record is from RefSeq and is a predicted model, not a curated record. Gene Ontology annotation, cellular component: cytoplasm; cytosol. Gene Ontology annotation, molecular function: L-serine O-acetyltransferase activity. The coding region runs from base 25 to 1110 and encodes 361 amino acids.
UCAGCCUGCGCAAGCCCUCGCGCUAUGGCGGCAGCGUCCGCCACAGUGACGCCGCCCAUUUCUCGCAAGGAUUCCCCCGAUUCCUCCACGACUGGGAGCCGGAUUGUCACGCGCCGCGCGGCGCUGGCGUCGCCGAUUGCCGGGAGCAGCGUCAAAAGGGAAAUGGGUGAGCAGCAUCAAGAACUCCAUAGCUCCCUCGCUCCUUCUCAUUCCUCUUCCUCUCACCCUAGAAAGAUCUCGCCCCCUUCCAAUGGCGCCACGAUGAUCGCCACCAGCAACGGCGGCGCCGCCGGCGGCGUGGACGAGAUCUGGCUGACAAUGCGCGAGGAGGCCCGCCGCGACGCCGAGGCCGAGCCCGCGCUGGCCAGCUACCUCUACUCCACCAUCCUGGCGCACAGAUCCCUGGAGAGAGCUCUGGCAUUCCAUCUGGGGAACAAGCUCUCGAGCUCCACGCUCCUCAGCACGCAGCUCUUCACCAUGUUCGUCGACACUUUCAUGGAGGACGCGGAGAUGAGGGAGACGAUCCGGGCCGACAUAGCCGCCGUCCGCGAGCGCGAUCCGGCCUGCGUCUCCUUCUCGCACUGCAUGCUCAACUUCAAAGGAUUCCUGGCGUGCCAGGCGCACCGAGUUUCACACCGGCUGUGGAACCAGGGACGCCAGUCGCUAGCUCUCGCGCUCCAGAGCCGGGUGUCCGAGGUGUUCCAUGUAGACAUCCAUCCCGCCGCCAAGAUUGGGCGAGGCGUGCUCUUCGACCACGCUACCGGGCUCGUGGUUGGCGAGACCGCCACCAUUGGCAACAACGUUUCUAUCCUACACAAUGUGACGCUGGGCGGGACUGGCGCCAUGGGUGGUGAUCGCCACCCAAAGAUUUGUGACGGGGUGUUGAUCGGGGCCGGGGCGAUCAUCCUGGGGCCCGUGAGGAUUGGCGAGGGAGCCAAGAUUGGAGCUGGGUCGGUCGUGCUGAUCGAGGUUCCUCCACACACAACUGCUGUGGGGAAUCCGGCCAGGCUUGUGGGAGGGAAGCUCAAGCCCACCAAGCUUAAGGACAUUCCCAGUGAGACUAUGGAUCACACUUCUUUCAUCUCCUCGUGGUCUGAUUAUGUCAUUUAGAGAACUCUUGUGGAAAGUACCAAAGAAUAUAUGGAAAAAGGAUAUUCUUGUUAUUAAAAGCUUCAACAACAAGCUGUUAUUUUUUUAAAGAAUCUAAUAAUAAAAAGUCCAUUCAAUUUACUAGUAAA